AACUCUGAAUUUGAUUUCUUCCAAGCAGAAAAAAAUCUCAAUAAAUAACUGCGUUUGAAAAGCAAAUCAGUUACGCGCCUGAAUUUGCUUAUAUACUUGUAAUGAGUGCGAAUUGAUUAUAUUAUAAUUGUAAGGGCAAAGAAAUUUCAUCAUUUUGAAAAUGGCAAAUAUCUGGCAUGAUAAACGUACAUUUGUGGAUGAAAACAAAUUUGCAUCAGCAAAACUUCAGCAAACGCAUCCAAGAGUGUAUUCGGUAAAAAAGAAGCAAGUUUUUGGUGAACUGAAGAAUGUUAUGCACAAUCAAGUUGGCAUUACUCCUUUGAAGUUUGGUUUAAAAGAAAACCAUUUGGAAGCAUAUAAGGGGGCUAAAUGUAAUGAUGGAGGUGUAUCAAGUAAGAUAUGCCCCUCAAAAGUUGAAAAUAAAAGGAAUGUUAUAGAUCCUGUUGAGCUCUUUGAUUUAUUUGAUUUCCCAAAAUCGUGUUGUACCAAGAGCUGCAGUAAGAGCCUCGAGGAAAUAUGGGCCGAAUACAAUGCUUUUGACGAAAUUGCUCUUUUUAAAGUAAUGGAGAAAAUUCGAAGCGGUGGCGCCAUGAAAGAUAGAGAUGAGGAGGAACAGAUUAGCGAUGUUGAGGAUUUCUACGAGUCUGAAGAUGAAUUAGAUGUGCAAAUAAAAAAUGGAAAACCUUAUUUGUAUUUGGAAGAUCAUGGUAAUGACGAUUUCUCGACAUGUGCUGCCGAGCUUCCGAAGUUUGAUUUCGGCCAUGACCUACUUUUGAAAUGUUAAUUUGAUGAAAAUUAUACAUAUGUUUAACUUCGUUAUUCCUAAUAACAACAUAUAUUUCAAAUGAAUUUUCUUGUUCAGCUAUUAUUCACGUAGUUUUUAAUAAUAAUAUGUAUUAUUUGUAGUGCUGCAAAUAAAUUGGAAGUUGGU
This is a messenger RNA of Ceratitis capitata (Mediterranean fruit fly), 931 nucleotides long. RefSeq lists its product as uncharacterized. The coding region runs from base 161 to 784 and encodes 207 amino acids. The record is from RefSeq and is a predicted model, not a curated record. Lineage: Eukaryota; Metazoa; Arthropoda; Insecta; Diptera; Tephritidae. The transcript has a single exon.